UCGCAAGGCUUUGCCAAAUUGCCGGGAUUUUUGGCUAAUAUCCGCAGCCUGGUUCGAAUUGGAGAUAGUACACAAGUUUACGCUGGCGCGAUAGAGAGGCAGCUACAGCUGGUGCGUAAAAGGGUUGCAAAAAAGCACCAAAAAAGGAUCUGAGACUCGUGUGAACUGCGGUGCGUUCUUUGGUAAAACGUGUUAAGAAGUGUGAUUAAAAGUUUUCUCAGGCGAAGGCCCACGCAAUAAAGUAGUAUUAUAAACCAGUGUUCGCACGAAGUAGGCUGUGAUUCGGUGAUAAUGUCGGCCAACACAAUAUUGUUGGAUUUCUCGCUUGACCCCGCCCGAAUCAACGAUGAAGAGUCGCGCAAGGACAUCGUGAAGCUGUGCAAGGACAACCUGGAGAAGUAUUUGGUGGGAUUGAAACUUACGUACGACAUGCUUACUUCCGACGGUUACUUAUGCAUGCUGAACGAAACCGGCAGCGGCACCAUCGUGACCAUCCGGUUCUUCCAGCAGGGCCUGAUAACGAUUAACGUCGAGUACUACCGGAAGGACGGCGACCAACCGAUAAUAUCGUUCGAAAACAUGAAAUCGCUAGAAAACGGUUUGCGCAUCAUGUUGGAGGCGAAGCGCUCCAAGCACCUUCCACCAAUUAAAAGGGGCAGCAAUGUUGAUGUGUACCUAACGAGCUCAGACGAGCGUGUGAUCGAGUACGACAUCGAUCGUGUGUUGUACGAUCAGCGUUCAGAUUUUCAGAAAAUUCAAAUCGUACACUCCAAAAGCCUUGGCAACAUGCUAGUGCUGGAUGAACUGCAAAACAUUUCGGAAGCGGAUCUCAUCUACACCGAAACGUUGAUGUGCCGUGGCGUAGAGGAUUACGCUGGUAAAGAGAUUUGCAUUCUGGGCGGUGGCGAUGGUGCCCUGCUUUACGAGCUGUUGAAAGAAAAGCCGAAGCACGUCGUGAUGCUGGAGAUCGACGAGAUGGUAAUGCAGGCGUGCAACAAAUAUAUGAACUCCAUUUGUGGCGAUGUGCUGGAAAGGCUGAACGAUGAUCGCUACGAAAUCAUUCUCGGCGAUUGUAUGGUGUACCUGAACAAGUUCAUCAGCGAUGGCCGCAAGUUUGACUACGUGUUCGGCGAUCUAACCGAUAUUCCCAUCUCAGAUACACCAACCGGUGAAAUUUGGGAUUUUAUUCGGGUGAUUUUAGAAUCAUCGUUCAAGGUUCUGAAGCCGACUGGGAAAUUUAUGACACAUGGAAACGGUGUCAGCUGCCCUGAUUCGCUGGAAAUGUACGAGAAGCAACUGGCUAAAUUGACACCGAAGGUAACCUUCACCAAGAGUACGGCAUUCGUUCCUUCGUUCAUGGAAGAAUGGGUAUUCUACCAGGUGCAACGUGAGGACGCUAACGCUGCUGGUAGCGUUUGACUUUGAUCGUCGUACGACCGAUGCUUGGAAUGCCGAAUAGCACGGCUCUCACUGCACAUUUUUCUUUCUCGAACAAUGUUUUUGCAUUUCGCAUUGUUCCGACUAUCACCAGCAUUAGCCAACUCCCUUAGCACAACUGCGAAUAGCGCUGUCAGUAGUAGCACUAGUAUGGCUGCCACUUUGCAUUAUCUGCUAGAGACCCCGUUUGUAGGGGCAAAUGUUGUAUGCGGUAGUUAGCUAGAACAGAAACUCGCAUCUUCCAGAGUCAGGAUCCAAUAGAAGGUAGAAAGAUGGGAAACAAUUUAAUUAGACAUUAGAAAGUGGUGAUACUUAAUCUCAUCCUGCUUAGCGUCGUAUUUCAGCGAGAGAGAGAGAGAGAGAGAGGUUGUUCCAUGCCAAAUGAAUGGUGUUCUUAAUUUAUCCAUCUCACUUUUGUUACACCCAUUCAUUCUCUGUUCACUAAGCGAUGUACUCUCAAUGCACAAUGUUCAGGGAAUUGUUGCCAGGGGCAUGGUCCGGUUGUGCUAGCUUUUGCCCAGAUUUACCAGUCAGGCCCGAACGUUACCACGGUAGGGAUUGGGUAGGGGCCUGUGGGCGUGCUAGUUUGUAUUUAGUUUAGACCAUUGUUUUUCGUUGUUUUUAAUGUUGACCUUGGAGUUUAAUGUACU
Anopheles bellator is the source of this 2087-nucleotide messenger RNA. RefSeq names its product spermine synthase (gene Sms). The transcript has 5 exons. Gene Ontology annotation, molecular function: spermine synthase activity. Gene Ontology annotation, biological process: spermine biosynthetic process. The coding region runs from base 292 to 1419 and encodes 375 amino acids. Lineage: Eukaryota; Metazoa; Arthropoda; Insecta; Diptera; Culicidae. The record is from RefSeq and is a predicted model, not a curated record.